UUCAAUUAUGCUAAACGGAAAGCCUCAACCAAAUUUUGUGCCAAACAGAGGUCUGAAGCAGAGGGAUCCUCUCUCACCAUAUUUGUUUAUUUUAUGUGGGGAAGUUUUUUCUGCUCUUAUUAAUAAAGCUGUUGCAGCUAAGAGUUUGACUGGUAUGAAAUUGGCGAGAUCUGCUCCUGUCAUUUCUAAUUUGCUUUUUGCAGACGACAAUAUUCUCUUUGGUAGAGCAGAUGUUCAUGAGGCGGAAUGCCUAAAAAGAAUCCUUGCUACUUAUGAGCGGGUUUCCGGACAAGUUGUCAACCUUGACAGAUCGAUGCUUUCUGUUGGCCGAAAUGUGCAGCAAACCAGUUUUGAUGAGCUUGAACAACUUUUGGGAGUAAAGGCCGUUGAGAGCUACGAUAAAUAUUUGGGUCUACUGACUAUCAUUGCUAUCAGUAGCAUGAUCUCUAAUUUUUUCUGGGGUGGUGAUGUAACACGCAAAGGAUUGCAUUGGACAAAGUGGAAGAAUCUAUGUCGGAACAACGUGGAUGACAGACUUGGAUUUAAAGACCUUAAAGCUUUUAAUUUGGCUUUGGUGGGUAAGAAUUGGUGGCGGAUCUAUUCGAGACCGAACACGAUGGUGGCAAGAAUUUUUAAGGCCAUUUAUUUCCAUGGUUGUGAUUUGUGGGUGGCAAAGAAAAGGAUAUAGAUCGAGCUACGCUUGGUCAAGUAUUCUGAAAACAGGUUGGGUAUUUGAAAGAGGAGGCUUGUGGCGGAUUAGCAAUGGCAAUAGAGUUCAUAUAUGGUUGGACAAUUGGCUGUCGGGUGGACCACCGUUAAAAUACCGCUAAGACAUGGUGACGGAACAUGGGGUUGAGCAGGUUGGAGCCCUUAUUGAUCAUCAACAUCAUCUAUGGAAUGCGGAACAUGUGGAGCUGGUCUUUUGUCCACGUACUGUGCAACGUAUUCUUGCUGUUCCUCUUGUGAGCCAUGAUGGCGAUGAUUUUUUGAGCUGGCCGAGAACAACGGACGAGAAUUAUACGACGAAAACAAGGUACCAAUUUAUUAUACUGCAGAUGGAGAUUGAGCUUGCAUCACCGUCUACAUCGCACUCUCUUCCACCAAGUAUGUGGCGGAAGUUUUGGAGCUCAAAUGCUCUCCCCCGCUGCAAAGAAUUGUGCUGGCGGUUGGUGAGAGGUUUCCUUCCCGUGUCCAUGGAGUUAAAGAGACGACAUUUGGAUGUUCAUGAGGCAUGUGGAUGGUGUGCCACUGGUUUGGAGGAUUUAUAUCAUGUCUUUCUCGGGUGCCCAACAGCUAGGAGUUUCUGGUAUGGACCCCCCCUUAUCUAUGCGUGUUGAGCGGUUAGCGACUAUGGAGGAAUUUUGGCUCCAGGUGCUAUGGUCAGGAGACUGUGAUACUAUCCAGAUGGUUCAGACCCUGUGCUACGUCUUGUGCGAACCGCGGAAUAGCACAGAGUUCCGGCGUGUGUGGACAUUGCUUCCAUGCCUUGCUCAACAUGUGUGGACGCUGCUUCCCGGCCCUGCUGCGCGCGCACAAAACCAACAAGCUCCACGACAGUUGCAGGCCACAUGGAGUCGACCAGCAAGAGGGGUAAUUAAACUGAAUUUUGAUGCUACUUUCGGGCAGGCAGGUGUUGGAGGCUAUGCCAUGGUGGCUUGGAAUCACGCAGGAGAGAUCAUGGCGUCGGCGAUGGAGUAUCAUGUUGCUUCUCUCUCUCCGUUGUUGGCGGAAGCGGGUUACUUCUGAUGGGCCCUUCGGUUGGCUAUAGAUUUGGGAUUUCACAGGAUGACGUUCGAGACAGAUUGCUUACAACUUUUCAAUUGGUAGAGGAAAAGGCUAGGGGUGUCUCUUUUUUAGCUACUGUUGUUGGCGAAUGUCGCCAUUUAAUUUAUGCUUUUGAUGUUUUUUCUUUGUCGUUUGUUACACGUUCUGGUAACGUUGUUGCUGAUCUUUUAGCGAGGAACGCCUCCUCUCAUAGAGUGAAGUGUGGGUGGAAGAGGUUCCAAACUUUAUUGUUCAUUUGGUUGCCCAGGAUGUUUUGACAUCUAUGCCUCUUGUGAUUUGAUUAAU
This is a messenger RNA of Lotus japonicus, 2070 nucleotides long. RefSeq lists its product as uncharacterized. Bases 8 to 688 code for a protein of 226 amino acids. Lineage: Eukaryota; Viridiplantae; Streptophyta; Magnoliopsida; Fabales; Fabaceae. The transcript is spliced from 2 exons. The record is from RefSeq and is a predicted model, not a curated record.